This is a messenger RNA of Drosophila willistoni, 1828 nucleotides long. Its product is annotated as zinc finger protein 467. Gene Ontology annotation, molecular function: DNA-binding transcription factor activity, RNA polymerase II-specific; RNA polymerase II cis-regulatory region sequence-specific DNA binding. NCBI's taxonomy places the organism in Eukaryota, Metazoa, Arthropoda, Insecta, Diptera, Drosophilidae. The transcript has a single exon. The coding region runs from base 368 to 1678 and encodes 436 amino acids. Gene Ontology annotation, biological process: regulation of transcription by RNA polymerase II. The record is from RefSeq and is a predicted model, not a curated record.
CGCAACUUUUUAUCACCACUAGUCGCCUACUUACUAUUAUAAAUAAAGGAAUUAAAACAUAAUAUUGGUGGAAAUAUGUGUAUAUUUUUGUCAAAUCGGUUGAAAAAUGUGUGAGCCAUAUGCAGUCUAUUAACACGUAAUUUGUCUGGCUAUGGGACAGGGACCAAUUUUUUGACAAAUGAAUGCGGCCGACGCCCACGCCCACGCCCACUAUCUGCAGAAUUUCCUUUAUACGAAUUUUUGAAUAACUCGGUAAAUUAGUUUGUGCUUGAAAUCGAACAGUCAGUCAUACAGUCAUUUAUAUGAAUGACGUUUACCGUAAACUUGCUGAAUUUGGAUAUCAAUACGGAUACGCAACGCAAGCGUAAUGUCACAAGUAAUACCAAUUCCAAUUCCAAACACGCCCACACCCCACAUGCUGACGACAUCAACGUUAACGCCUAUAGAUUCCACGACGAAACAACCACCACAAACAGCAGCGGCAACAUUUUCGACUCUAGGCGGCGGCGGUGGUGGGGCUAUACAAAACGAACAGGCGCCAGAUGUCAUUCUGAGGGCCUCAACAAUUUUUGGCGAUAUGAAGCACAAACAGGAUAUGUCGGUGGAGGCGCCGCCCCCGCCAUUGGAUCUCGAAAAUGUAAAUGCACAUAGUAGAGUUGGUACCACUGAGAACAACAACGAGGAUGGCCUUCAAUUCGUUGACAAUAGCAAUAGCAACUCAAACUCUAAGAUACGCAUUAUGCCCACCAUUAAAUUGCUGGCCACUCCUCAUGCGGUCGACCCGAAGCGCAAAUUCGUUUGUCCUUACGACAAUUGUACAAAAAGCUAUGGAAAAAGUUCUCACCUGCGCUCUCAUCUAACCUGGCACACAGGUAUUAAGCCUUUCGUUUGCAGUGAACCCAAAUGCGGUAAGGGUUUUACUCGCUCCGACGAACUCAACCGGCACCUGCGCACCCAUACAGGUGAAAAGCCGUUUGAGUGCAUACAAUGCACCAAAAAGUUCUCCCGCAGUGAUCAUCUAACGAAACAUCUGGCGACGCAUGACCGGCAACUAAAGACCACUGCCAGCACACCAAAACGAUCAGCGCCACAUAGUUCCAAGAUGAAAUCCAUUAAGAAUUUAACGGAACCAUCGGAUGCGGAUUCGGGGUUCCAUUUCAUGGCUGUGCUAAGUGGCGGCGGUGUUGGUGAUGCGGGCGAUGACGAUAGCCCGAAUCAGCAUCCUCAAUCCCAUCAGCUGCAUGCUCAGCAGCAUCAACCUGCAGAUCUAGGAUUCGAUCACAAACCACUGAAAAUCAAAUUGGAACGGCCCGAGCACAGCGAUAAAUAUCAAAUAGUGGCAGCACCACCAUUGCCAACUGAUCUUCAGAUGACUCCAUGCUACAGUGCCAAGCCGGAAGUAAAAUAUGAGCCUGCCGACGAAAUUGUACAUACACUAUCUCAACUACCGCCACAGGAUGGACCCAGCACCUAUGGCAUGCCUCAGUUUGUCCAAGAUCGGGAUCGCCCCUUUCGAUGUCAGCAAUGUGAGAAAAGAUUUAAACGUCAGGAUGAUCUUAAUCGACAUAUACGAACGCACACAGGUGAAAAGCCCUAUGCCUGUCCGCAGUGCUGUAGGAGAUUCGUUCGCAGCGAUCACUUGAAGAAACAUCAGCAGACGCAUUUAAAAAUACGAUAGAUUCGGAAUUAUCAAUUAAGUUAAAGCAGCCAGUAUCCAGUGGCGACAUCAUCCCCCCAUCCCAAUUACUAUUAGUUAAAUCGGCCGUGUGUUGGGUUACGAACACAGUACAAUAAAAAAAACAAAAAUAAAAAUAAAUUGGAAAAUUAA